Molecule: messenger RNA, 1507 nt
Organism: Dermacentor andersoni
Lineage: Eukaryota; Metazoa; Arthropoda; Arachnida; Ixodida; Ixodidae
Source: RefSeq, a predicted model, not a curated record
CAUUAUUAUGUUACAAAUUUCAGCGAGGAAUUCUCAAUAAUGACUUGAGAAUCGCUCCUCUCGAGGUGGCAAGUCGUUCCAGCAAUGGGAACACUCCGCAUGAAAUCACGAAUAUUACAGAAAGCCCGACACCAAUGUCCAACGACAGUAGCGAACAAUCUGCUGAAGAUCCCUACCAGCAGUACUGCGACCCUAUAGACAUUGAAAAGAGAGGAGUAGAGCAAAAACCGCCUGAUGUAUUUCUUGUGGAAUUGUGCAUUGUGGUGAGCAUCAACUAUACGAGUGCGUUUAACACAAGAGAGGGCCUUCUCCUCUACCUGGCUGCCAUGUCGAAUGCGGUGGCAUUGCGAUAUAGCGAUAUGGAAUGUCCGAAAAUACGGUUUCAACUCAACAAUGUCUUUGUGGUUGAGGACAAAUUUGUUUUUGGAAACGAGGUUUGCGAUAACCGCACCAAUGUAUCUGAGGAGAACAUCCCUGUGUGCGGCUUUGAUGCUGAAGAGACACUAAACCAGACCACGGCUUACGUGAAUAUAUGUACCACUGAAUAUUGCGACAUUGUUUUUCACCUGACGAGAGAAGACCUUACGUAUUACAUUAACGGCACUUUUACGGCUGAGAUCGAUGGUAUGGCUGAAAGAGCCGGAGUUUGCACAAAGGAUAAAUUGGCUAUUGGAGAAGACAAACCGCCUACAUAUAGCGGACUUCAAACGAUGGCACAUGAAAUUGGACAUUUGCUGGGAUCUGACCACGACAGCUGUCCGGAUGCGGAGGAUUGCCCUGCUAGUUACGGAAAUCUAAUGACAAAUAUCAAUAUAGAUAGGCAAAACAAAUCGAAGCUGUCACUCUGCAGUCAAAGACAAAUAAGUUCCUUAGUCAGGCGACUACCGCCAUCAUGUAUAAACGUCAGCACAAGAGCAAACUACACAAAUGAAAUAUAUCCCGGAGAAAACAUCACUUACGAAGACCUCUGUGAAUUGAUGCAUCCAGGAGUAGGAGACCUAAAUGUCUCCACAGAUAAUCUGACGGAUUGUUUUAUUAAGUGCGGCUGGAAUGAUACACUCAGCGCGAAUUAUCAAGACAGUUCUUAUACUUCAGAAACUCAACCUACAGAUGUUACACAAACAACUGAAUAUUACGCAUCUAAUGAAGAAGGAAAUUUAGUUUAUGAAUAUCAUGACCUGCUGGACGGAAUGCCAUGCGGUGAAAACAAGACAUGUAACCGAGGCCUGUGCGGCAAUCACAACUGGAGUGAGAUAAAGCGGAAUCAUGGCACUUUCCGCACGUUACCGAAAAUUUUGUGAAAUGUGCUGCCUUGUAGGCAGGAUUAUAAUACAUUUAGCCAAAACUUUAAACAUACAAUUUCCUAUUACAAAGAAUCUAUCUCACCUUCAUUCUACAAGAGGUGGUCAGUAGAUAUGCCAGCACAAUCUGCUUGCAGAUACAUAAAGGAUUCAGUUAAACAGCAACUGGAGCGCUCUACAGAGCUACAUUACUCGUCAAAUAAAUG